This is a messenger RNA of Mercenaria mercenaria, 2647 nucleotides long. RefSeq names its product mediator of RNA polymerase II transcription subunit 16-like. The record is from RefSeq and is a predicted model, not a curated record. Lineage: Eukaryota; Metazoa; Mollusca; Bivalvia; Venerida; Veneridae. The transcript is spliced from 10 exons. The coding region runs from base 78 to 2573 and encodes 831 amino acids. Gene Ontology annotation, biological process: positive regulation of DNA-templated transcription. Gene Ontology annotation, molecular function: protein binding. Gene Ontology annotation, cellular component: mediator complex.
UUUUGGUAGUAGUGUAGACUAAACCAAAAUGGAAACGGAGAGCUGCUGAAAUUAAAAUAUUGAUUUUCUCCGCCGAAAUGGAACUUGUUUACAGCAUUGAUGUAUUUCAGAAACAGUUUUUAAAAGACUGGGUGUCCGAAGAACGCAACUGUAUUAAUCUUUCCUGCAGAAAUAUUCUGGCAUUGUUGAAACAAUCGGAAAUUCCCGAUAGCUCCCACUUUGACCGACGAUACGAGGUAGUUGUGUUAGACAUUGAUAAGCCAUGGGAACCUCACCAUGUGACAUCAGUUUCCAAGCAACUGUUACACAUUGUGUGGGAUACAACUGGAAACAAACUCCUGCUCAUUGAUGUGGAUGGAGAAUGCCAGGUGUGGGCCAUGAAGGAUCAUUUAUUGAAUGAGUGGCAUUGUAUUGGUUCAGUAGGCAAUGUUGGUGAGGAGGUUCUUGCUGUUAUGUGGUUCCACAACGGUUUACAGAUCAUAUUUGACCCAGAUAAGAGAGAUAAGACACAGUAUAUAGAGAAAUUUGUUCGCAAUAUGAGGUUCACACCUUCCCUGACACAGUUUGGUGGUAGUUUUGUGGAAGGCUGGGUUGUGGUAUCAGCAUCAGGAUUGGUGACUGUUGGUGUACAUCAGACAGAUGGAAGUAUUGUAACAUCAUCUGAAAGUUUAUCUCGGAAUCACAUGCGUCUUACAGCUGCCGACAUCGCUAACACAGGAAAUGGUGAUAUCAUGGUUGCUACAAGCGAUGGUCAACUCUCAUCAGCAAUUCAGUGCUUCUUGGUGUCAGUGAAAUUAUCAGGGAGGAAUAUUGCUAUAUCCUGUGUGAACAGUGCUAGCUUGUAUACCAAAACACAGACAGAAUAUGGAAACAGUGAAACUCACACAAGGAUCACCAAGGUGCUGUUUAUGAACAAUGAGAGUAGUGAUACACUGUUUAUCUGCUGUGGAAGCUCUAACUACAGUAGCCUGGAAGUCUGGCAACUUCUUGAACAGAUGUUACCCCAGCAUAAGAUGUUCUCACUUAACACAGCUCCAUACACUUCCAUCAAAACACACAAAUGGAUGCACAAAGCUACCAUACCCCACCCAUCUCAGCUUACCAGUAUAGCAGGUCCAAAAUUGCCAAUGAGUCGAAAUGUAGUGGAGACAUCAGGAUUUCUACCAUACAUUGCCAUGACAUAUAAAGACGGUACCUUGCAGCUCAUACAUAGGUACACGUUUCAACCGAUCUCAACAUCAAACUUAGACAGCAUUUGUCAGCCAGUGCAGUCCUUUUCCCCGCAAAGUAGUAACAAAAAACAGCAUUUGUCUCUACAGCUAUCAGCUUUGACCCAGACUGGUAGUGGAUGUGGUAUCUUUGGACUGCACGAUGGUCGUGUAUACCUGUUCAGCACGUAUAAUGGUAGUAGAGACAGCACGAUGCAGUUGUCACCUUCCAGUAUUGUACUGUUACUCGAGUAUGCUAUGGUGACAGGACAGGACUGGUGGGAUGUGUUCUUGGCAGUAAGACAAGGUAUGAUAAUGAGUAUAUGUCAGACAUUGACGGAGAACUUUGGGAAGCAGGUACACACGAUGCAGGACUAUGUGUUUAUGAGGUUACUCAGUAUGAAGAUGGGACUCUACAGCUGUUACAGUGCUGGGCAUCAGAAGGCUGUAGAUUACCACACCCAGUUAGUGCUGUACUCUAUUGGAAAUUACAUCAAAGCUAUACUGAAACCUCGCAAUAUAACGUCACAGGAUAAGGGACCAGCAGAGAAGGUGGGAAUACUGUGCAGCAAGCAUACAGAUGGAGAUAUAGACCAGAUUCUGAGAAGUUUGGACAAUGAAGAGUUUCAUGUAGACUUCAAAAAGAAAGACAAAGCUGAUGUGACUUUAUUAAGUAUGCAGCCAUUAAUCCAGUGGGUCUCCGACUUCAGUCUGCAGCUGCUCAGUGCAGCACCGAUGUUCCAGUCCUUCUCAAGCUUUACUGGAUCAUCCCUUCUCACCGACUCGACCGUGCUUCACCAACUGCGAGAGCUCCUUGUCAUCUUCAAAAUGUGGGGUCAGAAUUACCCAUCUUGUCUGCCAUCCUUUACAACCACCUCGGUGAAUCUCGAUAUAUUAAAACAUUUGUAUAAACUGCUAACGAGGGCCUGGAAUUGUUGUAAAGAAGGGAGAAGUAUUGAGUUUGACGAUACUUUAUUGGACGAGUGUAGUGUUUUACCGAGUAAAGUGUUCAUUCCAGGACUGUCUCAAAGUUUCCGUAUGGACAAUAUGGGAUUUACCGUGUUCACACAGUCAUUGCCGCUAGAGUUCAGAUUUGACGAAGAACCAGACUAUUUAUAUCAGAAAAAAAUAACAAAAUCUCACAAAAGUAUUGUUGAUCAAACAUCACACACAGAACAACAUCAUGAUAUUGUGAGGCAAAUACAUCUCGGAACCAAAGUAUCUGGCGAAACACGGAAAUGUACGCGAUGCGGAUGCCUGUCUCUGUUGAAAACUGUCGGUAAAUCUCAGACUAUGAUUUCUUGGGAACAAAGGUGGACUAGAAAUUGUUUGUGUAUGGGACAUUGGAAACUGGCCAUUCAGUGAAUACAUGUAUUAUAAAUGUCUAUGCCUGUAUGUGUUCAAGGUUUGCUUAAAUGUAAAUAUAUUGUCAAACCAAA